AUGGGAAGCUUGCGAACUCUUCGAAGACAAGUCUUGACAGGUGCCUGGUUGUGGUCGACGUCGCUGGCUGCGGCCACCCUGGACCCCAACCCGGCGGAAGCUCGGUUUAAAAUCGUCGGGCUCCCGUGCGAAUGCUGCGAGCGGGACUGGUGUGCAACGACAUGCAUCGAUCUCAAACAAGGGCAGGAGACCAAAUGCAACUGCCAUGAGUUCCUGAGCGACUAUCAGUCCUCCGAGCAGCUCGUCGUGUCAGGCGGCCUCUACAAGCUCCCUGCGGAUGCUGCCAGGGCUCGGCUCGACAGCAUCGAAGCGGGGCAGGGCGAGGAGGGCUGGGCAGACCACCUGUCCUGGAAAACGGCCAACUUGCUGAAGUGGAACCCAGAGGACGGGAAGAACCUCCAGAUAAAGCCCUCCUCAUUGGGUGAAACAGCGGGCGACGGUUUGUUUACAACUGUGCCGCUGCCCAAGUACACUGUGCUUCCCCCCUAUCAGGGCAAGCCUUUGAGUCUUGCGGAGUUCCGCAAGAUGAGAGGUACCAGCGAAAUGGACUACGUUUACUGUCCCCUUCGAGAAGAGGCGCUCUUCAACUUCACCGACGAACAGCUGCAGACUGCGGAACAAGCCGGGGCUGCCACGACCUUCUGCGUGGAUGGCCGCGUGGCGCUAGAGAAAAACCCGGUGCGUUUUGUCAAUGCAGCAAGGACCAAGGAGCAGUGCAAGAAGGUGAAUGUGCAGAUCUGCGAGUUCGGCGAUGUCGCAUACUUCAGGCAAGUGUUAGGCUACAGAUCACAGGGCGAGUGGCGUCACUUUAUGCGCUUGAGGACAACGAAGGAUGUGAAGAAGGGUUCAGAGCUGAUUACUGACUAUGGGAGUGCGUAUUGGGAGGACCAUUCGCGAUAUGCAAGACCGCCCCCUCGGAUUCUGCAACUGCUGCAGGACUUCGAAGGAUGCUAG
Symbiodinium sp. CCMP2456 is the source of this 954-nucleotide messenger RNA. Lineage: Eukaryota; Dinophyceae; Suessiales; Symbiodiniaceae. The record is from the annotation of a GenBank genome assembly.